AUGGAUCACCUCACAAAAUUCGUCUCGUUGAGGGCUCUGAAGACAAAAACGGCAAAAGAAGUAGUUGACAACAUCGUAUCGAUUUUUGGAACCUUUGGUGUUCCACAAAUUCUUCAGACAGACAAUGGCAGAAAGUUUGCAAAUAAACUCUUGGAAGAAGCCGUCGCUCAAUGGCCUGGUUGCAAGAUCGUUCACGGGAAACCGCGCCAUUCGCAGUCACAAGGAAGUGUAGAGCGAGCAAACGCGGAUAUCGAGGAUAUCUUGAGCGUUCAGCAAAGAGAAACAAAAACUACCGGGUGGGCCCGAUUUUUGCCCUUGAUUAAAUAUCGUAAAAACAUCAGAUUUCAUUGCGGUAUUGGACGUAGCCCAUAUGUUGCAAUGUUUGGACAAGACCCUGAAAAUGCUAAGGAAGAAGUUUUGUCAGAUGACGACGGAAUCCAGCAAACAAGUGCCUACGAGGAGGAGGAGAAAACGCUUCAGGAAGAUAAUUCUACUCGUUACACCGAUCUACGACCUAUAAGCUUCACCGAUCGACCCAAGAUUGGACCACGAAAUUUGAUGGGAGUCGUCACAGUUGUAACUGAUGGUUUUUACUCGAUGGGGACACAAAAUGGGCAUCGGCAAAGAUUGACUAGGAAUCAACUGGCUCCAUGUGGAGCUGAAUUCUACUCAAGCAAUUCAAUUCCGGACGGAGAGACGUCGUUGAGAACUGCUGUUGGGGCAGCAUCGAUCUCCGGGAGCCAAGGUCACGCUCAUUGCUUAUGCCUGAGCGGAUGUACGACAAAU
This is a messenger RNA of Mesorhabditis belari, 786 nucleotides long. Lineage: Eukaryota; Metazoa; Nematoda; Chromadorea; Rhabditida; Rhabditidae. The record is from the annotation of a GenBank genome assembly.